GUCUGGUUUCUUGUAAUGUGCGCGACCACGAGUGUCAUACGGGUAUUGUUUUCGGAAUAUAUGCAGCUUUAGAUAAUAUCAGAUGAAAUCAAUCAGACAUGGUUUCAAAUUUGAAUCAGUUGUAGUUUUUAUUUAAUCUGUCAUGUUCAGUUCAUUUUAAUGUCGUAUUUGAAUAUUUGUCUUAUAAAUUUUUUGCGCAGUGGUCGCACUAAAAUUAAGUUAAUGUAAAUGUGUCUCGAUAGAAAUGUCGUUCGCGCUCAAAAUCCCAUGUAGCUGUCGAGCGUGAGCGAAGCCAUGGUCGAUAAUACUGCUGUUGUUUUUUUGAAGUUUCGGCGGCAAUUCGUUGUAUAAUAACUUGGUAAUAAUUGUGUUUAUGAUUAUGGAUGACGAUAUACGACUUGAGUAUUUUGUUUUACUAUUGAUUUAAAUGUAAUACACCUGCAAACUCAUUGAAACUCUAAAAAACAAACCAACUCUGGCAACUUCAGUGUGAUGAUGUGCACCAUGAUAAAACUAUGUCUACUUCGAAAAUUCAUCCAGCAACCCAUAUCUAAUACGAAGAAUAGAAGAAUUAAAUAAAACUACCAAUGGAAAUGUUGAAGCCAAAGUUAUAUGUUUUUAUAGGAGGCGAGAUAUAUCCACUAGUUUGUUGCAGCUCGCAGAUAAACAUGCAAAGGACAUGGAAGAAGACAUGGAUGCUGAAACAACAAGUGAAUUAACAGAAGCGGACAGACAUCAACUCAAUCAUCGUGAAUUAUAUUUAUCAAGACAAUUGGAUACAUUACCAGCAACACACAUCAGGGGAAAAUGCAGUGUAACAUUAUUAAAUGAAACAGAAGAUCUCAGACAUUAUAUUUGCAAAGAAGAUACAUUUUUUUAUUCAUUGGUAUAUGAUCCCGCACAGAAAACGUUACUUGCUGACAAGGGUGAAAUUCGAGUAGGUUCUAAAUAUCAGGCAGAAAUUCCACCCUUACUUGGAGGUCCUGAUCCGCGAGAUUCACAAAUUUUAGAAGUUCCUAUAUGGACCAAUAAAAGUUCAGCUACCACACAACAAAUAGACCAAUUUUUAGUGAUAGCAAGAUCCGUCGGUACUUUUGCACGUGCACUAGAUUGCAACAGUUCUAUUCGACAACCAAGCUUACACAUGAGUGCAGCUGCAGCUUCCAGAGAUAUCACAUUGUUCCAUGCCAUGGACACACUACACAAUAGCGGAUACGACAUGUCAAAAGCAAUAUCAAAUUUGGUGCCUCGUGGUGGACCAGUACUUUGUAAAGAUGAAAUGGAGGAAUGGUCGCCUUCUGAAGCAGGGUUAUUCGAAGAAGCUUUAGAAAAAUAUGGAAAAGAUUUCGCAGACAUAAGACAAGACUUUCUCGCCUGGAAAUCUCUCGCAAGUAUCGUUGAAUAUUAUUACAUGUGGAAGACGUCCGACAGAUAUGUUCAACAGAAAAGAUUAAAAGCAGCAGAAGCUGAAAGCAAAUUAAAACAAGUCUAUAUUCCUAAUUACAACAAACCGAAUCCAAACCAAAUAAAAGUUGUCAAUGGUGAUAGUGCAGAUAGACUUUGUGAAGGAUGUUUCACUUCAAAUUCUUACAACUGGUUUUCUUGGGGACCACCUCAGAUGGGAUGUAGGUUGUGCGCCACUUGCUGGAUGUAUUGGAAGAAGUACGGUGGACUGAAGAUGCCUCCUAACAGCAGAUCAGAAAAAUUGCAGAAUCACAAAAUAAAAGGAACAGAUAAGGAACUGAGGUAUCGACCACCUCAUCAAAUCUUGCCGAUGUCCAUGAACCAUCAUCACGGCUCAAACAUGCGAGGAGGAUCACAACGUAUUUCUCUCAAAACAAAACAGGCAUUCUUCCUCUGUGCAACAAAAUUAACGAGGGUUGCUCGGAGAUUAUGUAGCGAUAUCCUGGGGCCGAGACGUUACAGUCGACGCCCGUUUCAUCCUAUCAAUAUUGCUGCAAUCAAGGCUGAAUGCCAAUUGAGAUUUCCGAAUACUUCACCCGAACAACUGGUGUUUACUCCAAAGAAAUGGCCUCCGUUGUCCACUGUCGUAGUUCGACUAAUCACUCUUGCGACUAACAAAACCAAAUUGGACAGAUCUCUGCCUGCCAUUAAUAGUAAUAAAUCCAUUCUCGGAACAUCAUCUCACAACAAUCCAAUGGCUCGAAAUAAAACUUCACCAAUGGCUGGGAGUAAGAGACCACGAGAAAAUGGAGUCACAGGGAAAAAUGGUCACAUAUCAGGAAAUCAAUAUAAAAUUCAGAACGGUCCUCAGAAAAAGAAAAGAUGUGUUAAUGCAAAUGAUGUUUCUGAUGAUAUGUUCUUCGUUUGCACUGAUAAAGUCAGAGAAUUUCGAAAGCAGAUUACAGUUGGUGAUCAACGAAGUGCGGCACGCAGACCACAGAAAUCCAUCCUGGUUAUGCCGACGAAAGCUCUUCAGGAAAAAUUAGCCCUUAUUCUGCCGCCUGAUUCUCGAAGUAAAACUAGUACUCCACCAGCGAGUGCCACUGUAUCAACCGGUGCAGCGGUCCAAGAACCCAUCGUUAUUGAUGAUUAAAUGUAUCGUUAAUGUUGUCACGGACUAUGUUGUUAGUUCAAGAAAGUUGAAUGGCACUUCGAUGGGCGAGUAUAUUGGCCCACUGUCGGAGUCUUUGCGUGAAUGUUCAGUCUGAACGCUAGAAAAUUGUUCGAAUGAUAUCAAGAUUUUGCAGUCUGUCCUACCUUUGAAAAAAGAAACUGUUCAGCCAAAAACGUAAAUGUUUCGUGGACUGUAUAAUAGAGGAUUCUGAUACCCACGCGCUUUGUACAUUUCAAUUUUCAACUAUUUAUUCCUAUUGUUGUUGAUCAUUUUUUUUUUGCUUUUGGCCAAUUUAUUCUCUUGGAAUGUAAAAUAGGUAGACACUACGCUUUAUAAGUCUAUCUCCUUUUUACUCUACGACGUCCAGAGCCGUAUCUAGCACAUCUUGUUAUGCAGUGCUAUGGUUAUAUAGCGUAUCAGGUUAGCAAAAACCAUGUCAAGCAGGAGAGUUAAUGUAUGCUUGCCCUUGGAAGGAUGUUUGGUUACAUGAGUAUAAAGCUUUAUACCUUUUUAUUGUAAUAUGUGAAUACAUUUGCAAGUGUUAGGGAAUUCAAAUUUUGGUUUGAUAGUUUAAGAGAGACAAUAAAGAUGAGUUUUCAAAAUAGA
This is a messenger RNA of Styela clava, 3184 nucleotides long. Its product is annotated as metastasis-associated protein MTA3-like. The record is from RefSeq and is a predicted model, not a curated record. Gene Ontology annotation, molecular function: histone deacetylase binding; sequence-specific DNA binding; transcription corepressor activity. Gene Ontology annotation, biological process: negative regulation of transcription by RNA polymerase II. Lineage: Eukaryota; Metazoa; Chordata; Ascidiacea; Stolidobranchia; Styelidae. Gene Ontology annotation, cellular component: nucleoplasm; NuRD complex.